UGUCAGAGUUAAUCCAACAGUGACUUUGAGAUGAUAAAGGAUCUUUUACAGCAAGGAUAACUUUGAGAUUUUCUCCGGGGUGCUGAGACUCAUUUAACAGUCAUUUUUGGACAUUGAUGAAGAGCAGAUACUGUAGCUGACAUGGUUCUACUCAGCCUCUUGAUUUUGGGUGCACUGGUUAAAGGCCACCUGGCUCUUACUGUUAGUGAUUGUGGGACUUCCUUCAGGCGUCCAGCGUACACCGACAUCGCAGUGUAUUGCGGGACCCAGUCUAUAAAUUUGGCAAUCCAGGUUUGCCCGGUCAUUUACACUGGAUAUAACGAGAGUCUGUUGAUUCUGAAUCAAAUCAAAGAUGACCCGUUGUGUCGCGGGAAGAUGGACGCGACUGUCAGUCCUCCGGUCGUGCGCUUCAGCUUCCCGCUAACACAAUUAGACGCCUGCGGCAGCAUCUUCCGCACCACCAGCGCUCCAGGGACAGGGAUCUUCUCGGACUUCUCUAACAUCCAGACGGUGAAUGUCAGUGGGGUGGUCAGAUCUUUUGACCCCACAAUAGGAACAGUGACCUACAACGCCGAGCUGAGUUAUUUUUACUCCUGUGCAUAUCCUCUCCAGUACCUGAUCAACAAUACACAAGUUGAUGUGUCAUCCUCCUCCAUUGCAGUGGUUGACAACAAUGGUAGCUUCAUCAGCACUCUAAGCAUGCAGCUCUUCAAAGAUAUAAACUACACAACUCCACUUGUUAUCCCUGCUCUUGGUGUUGAGCUCAGAACCAGAAUCUACGUGCAAGUCAUUGCAGCAAACUUGACUUCACAGUAUCAUAUACUGCUGGAUCGAUGCUAUGCCUCCAUCUCAGCCUUACCCUCAAAUUCAACCUUUUUCAACCUUUUCGUCCCGUGCUCGCAGGAUCAGUUUACCAGCAUGUCGGAGAAUGGAAACAGUCAGAAGGCUCGCUUUAGCUUCCCGGCCUUCCGCUUUAUUGAGCAGCAGAACCAGACCAUUUCCACCUACUACCUCCACUGCAUCACCAGGCUUUGUGAAACCAGCACCUGCGCCCAGUUCAAGCAAUGCAACAGGAGGAGGAGACGGGAUACAAAGACAACGACAAUUAAAGAUGGCAUCUCAGACACCACCCUCAUCUCCUCAGGACCUAUUAAGACAAGAGCAGAAACCCCUCUCAGCACUAAAGAAGAAGCGGUGAGCAGCGCACAGAAGGACAGUGGUAAUGGGGCGUCUGUAGGACUGGGCGUCGCUCUGGCCGUCCUCGUCAUUGUGGGCACCGUUGCUGCCCUCAUGGCCGUGUCGUUUUUACCGCGCACCGCAAACUCAAGAUGCUGCGUUAACUUCCUGUGA
Messenger RNA from Cyprinus carpio (common carp), 1350 nucleotides. RefSeq names its product zona pellucida-like domain-containing protein 1. Lineage: Eukaryota; Metazoa; Chordata; Actinopteri; Cypriniformes; Cyprinidae. The record is from RefSeq and is a predicted model, not a curated record. Gene Ontology annotation, cellular component: cell surface.